Fopius arisanus is the source of this 1057-nucleotide messenger RNA. It is a transcript of the gene sqh, whose product is annotated as Myosin regulatory light chain sqh. Gene Ontology annotation, cellular component: cytoplasm; myosin II complex. The record is from RefSeq and is a predicted model, not a curated record. The transcript has 4 exons. Lineage: Eukaryota; Metazoa; Arthropoda; Insecta; Hymenoptera; Braconidae. Gene Ontology annotation, molecular function: calcium ion binding; myosin heavy chain binding. Gene Ontology annotation, biological process: post-embryonic development; locomotion. The coding region runs from base 120 to 644 and encodes 174 amino acids.
CGGGUGUGGUAAAUCCUCUUGUCCAUCAGUGACGCGAGUGUGAUUGUCUACUUCAUACGUUUCGAAUAUCGAUCUCUCGAAUCUUCUCUGGAGAAUUUUGACGAAUUGAAUAGCAAACCAUGUCAGCAAGAAAAACAGCUGGUCGUCGUGGCACGACGAAAAAGAGGGCACAGAGGGCAACAUCCAAUGUAUUCGCAAUGUUCGAUCAGGCACAGAUAGCCGAGUUCAAAGAGGCAUUCAACAUGAUCGAUCAUAAUCACGAUGGAUUCAUUGAUAAGGAGGACCUCCAUGACAUGCUUGCAUCCCUGGGGAAAAAUCCCACUGACGAGUAUCUCGAGGGCAUGAUGAAUGAGGCCCCAGGCCCAAUAAAUUUCACAAUGUUUUUGACACUCUUCGGGGAACGUCUCCAGGGCACUGACCCUGAAGACGUCAUCAAGAACGCAUUCGGCUGCUUCGAUGAGGAAAAUAACGGGCACAUCAAUGAAGAACGACUCAGGGAACUCCUGACAACAAUGGGAGACAGAUUUACGGAUGAUGAUGUGGACGAGAUGUACCGCGAGGCCCCGAUAAAAGGCUCAAUGUUCGAUUAUCUCGAGUUCACCAGAAUUCUGAAGCACGGUGCCAAGGACAAGGAUGAACAGUGAAAUAAAUUCAGCAUAAGUCUCCCAAUGCUUUCACUUUUCCUUGUAGCUCCUGGAGGCACUGAUGAGCCACCAGGUCAUUAUCUGCGUCGAGGAAAUCAUUCACUAAAUUAAGGAAUCUGGCAUUUCGUACGUAUACACGCGAUAGGGACUAGUAAAUUUAAUCCAUUGAGACUAUAAAAUAAUCAUCAUCCUUUUACAUUACUUAAUCCUCGAUGUACUGCAUUUCUCUCAAACUCCUGAUUUUUUGGGGCAUUUUUUUCGGAAUUUUCAGUGUUCAGAGUAGCUUUUACACGAAAAUUAAUCAUGGGAUAUUAAAUGAACGUAUGGACACUUGUAAAAUAUAUUAUAUAUGUUAAUUAACUGUUGUAGAAUCGGCAUUUGUAUUUUAAUAUAACGCAUACUAAAAAUUAGAA